AUGUACCCACGACGGGAGGGCAGCGACGGGCUGCUCCUGCUGGCGCUCCUGGCAGUACUGCAGAUCGCAGCAGAAUGCGGUGUCAUCACACCAUGCAGGCCUGGCUUCUCUGAAGAUGUAUACAAGGUCAGCUUGCCAGAUAUCACGGAGCUAGGACAGCCCCUUUUUACUGUGAAAUUUGUCGACUGUGGCCGAGGGGGUCUGGUGCAUUUCGAAUGCAGCAACCCGGAGGACUUCCGGAUAGACGCCGACGGGGUGGUCUACGCUGCCAAGAAUCUGCAGCUCUCUGGAGCCCAAAUGUCAGCGCUGCUGAUCAAGGCCAUUGACGACACUAAGCAGCAAUGGAUAAGCCUUGUCAGAUUCACACCCUCCAACCAGCAGGUCAUAGAAGCCGCUUCUGAUCCAGCCAUGUCCAAGGAUUUGAAGGAAAUAGCAUUUCCUCCACGGAAGUUAGACAGCCAGCUAAAACGCAUGAAGAGAGACUGGGUCAUCCCCCCUAUCAAUGUCCCAGAGAAUUCACGAGGUCCAUUCCCACAAGAGCUUGUCCGGAUCCGUUCGGACCAUGAUAAGAACCGAUCUUUGAGAUACAGCGUGACGGGCCCUGGCGCUGACCAACCUCCUACUGGCAUCUUCCUAAUCGAUGCGAUCUCUGGAGAGCUCUCGGUUAACAAGCCGCUGGAUCGAGAGCAUAUUCCCAACUUUCAUUUGAGAGCUCAUGCAGUCGACCUGAAUGGUAACCAAGUAGAAAACCCUAUUGACAUUGUGAUCAAUGUGAUCGACAUGAACGACAACAGGCCUGAAUUCAACCACCCAAUUUGGAAUGGCACCGUCCCCGAGGGCUCCAAGCCAGGCACAUUUGUCAUGACUGUAACUGCAGUCGACAAAGAUGAUCCCAAAACCGCUAAUGGGAUGAUACGUUACAAGAUCUUGUCUCAGAACCCCGACAGUCCAACCUCCAACAUGUUCACCAUCAAUAAUAGAACUGGAGGCAUCAUUACUGUGGCAGCAGGCUUGGACAGAGAGAAAGUGCCUCAGUACACACUAAUCAUCCAGGCCACUGACACCGAGGGCAACCCAAUGUAUGGCCUCUCCAACACAGCCACCGCUGUCAUCAGAGUCACCGAUGUCAAUGACAACCCACCAGAGUUCACUGCUGAGACGUUUUUCGGAGAGGUGCACGAAAACCGUGUGAACGUGAUUGUGGCCAAUCUGACGGUGACUGACAAGGACCAACCCAACACUCAGGCCUGGAACGCCGUUUACAAAAUCACAGGGGGCGACCCCACCGGAAGGUUCUCCGUGCCUACUGAUCCCACCAAUAAUGAGGGUCUCGUGACGGUUGUUAAGCCUAUUGACUAUGAAAUGAGCAAGGCGUACGUGCUGACAGUGGAGGCAAGGAAUGAGGUGCCCCUAGCCAGAGGCAUCCACUCUCCCCGUCAGUCCACUGCUACCGUCUCCAUACGAGUUCUCGAUGUCAAUGAGAGCCCCUACUUUGAUCCCAACCCUAAACUCAUUAAACUGGAAGAAGGAAAGAUGCCGGAGUCCAUGCUGACAACCUACACGGCACAGGACCCUGAUCGCUACAUGCAGCAAAGUAUACGCUACACUAAACUGUUUGAUCCGGCCAGUUGGCUGAGAAUUGAUCCCAACAACGGUAGAAUUACAACAACUGCCAUUUUGGAUAGAGAGUCACCUUUUGUGAAGAACAACUUGUACAAUGCCACGUUCUUGGCCACUGACGACGGCAACCCUUCAGCAAGUGGCACAGGCACUUUGCAGAUCUAUCUGCUGGACAUUAACGACAAUGCCCCACGAGUUUUCCCCCAGGAAGUGGAAAUAUGUGAGAAACCCGAACCCAACGCCAUCAACAUUACGGCGAUCGACGGAGACUUGAUGCCUAAUGCUGGGCCCUUUGCAUUUGAGUUGGCUGACAUGCCCUUCGAUGUUAAGAGGAACUGGACCAUCACCAGAAUCAGUGGCGACUACGCGCAGUUGCGCCUGAAGAUUGGUUUCCUCGAGAGUGGCAUUUACGAAUUGCCCAUCAUCAUCACAGACUCUGGAAAUUUGCCUCAGUUUAACACCUCCCACCUGAGGGUCAAAGUUUGCCAAUGUGACAUUAAUGGCGACUGCACUGACCAGCAGCACAUCAUGGCCGCCGGCCUGGGCACGGGCGCCAUCAUCUCCAUCCUGCUGUGCAUCAUCAUCCUCCUAAUUCUGGUGCUGCUCUUUGUGGUUUGGAUGAAACGUCGUGAUAAAGAACGCCAAGCUAAACAGCUCCUCAUCGAUCCCGAGGAUGACGUGCGAGACAACAUUCUCAAGUAUGAUGAAGAAGGCGGCGGCGAAGAGGAUCAGGAUUACGACCUGAGUCAGCUCCAGCAGCCGGACACCUUAGAACCCGACGCCAUCAAGCCUGUGGGGAUCCGACGUCUCGAUGAGAGACCCCUCCACCCUGAGCCGCAGUACCCCAUGAGGUCUGCCGCCCCCCACCCUGGAGACAUCGGAGACUUCAUCAACGAGGGCCUGAAGGCGGCCGACAACGACCCCACCGCGCCCCCUUACGAUUCUCUGCUAGUGUUCGACUACGAGGGCAGUGGCUCCACCGCCGGCUCCCUGAGCUCGCUCAACUCAUCCAGCAGCGGCGGUGACCAGGACUACGAUUACCUCAACGACUGGGGGCCUCGCUUCAGAAAACUGGCAGACAUGUACGGCGGUAGCGACGAUUAG
Molecule: messenger RNA, 2724 nt
Organism: Nerophis lumbriciformis (worm pipefish)
Lineage: Eukaryota; Metazoa; Chordata; Actinopteri; Syngnathiformes; Syngnathidae
Source: RefSeq, a predicted model, not a curated record